Achroia grisella is the source of this 879-nucleotide messenger RNA. RefSeq lists its product as uncharacterized. Lineage: Eukaryota; Metazoa; Arthropoda; Insecta; Lepidoptera; Pyralidae. The record is from RefSeq and is a predicted model, not a curated record. The coding region runs from base 57 to 809 and encodes 250 amino acids. The transcript has 2 exons.
CUGAACAAAUAGACGCAUGCUUUUGUAUUUUUUACGGCUAUAUUAAAUUAUAAAUAAUGUCUCGGUGGUGUCGUUGGUCAGAAUUGGACACAACCAAACUAGUAGAGCUAUACAAAUCCAACUCUUUAUUAUGGGAUGCAAGGCAUAAAUUUUACAGAAGCACAUCAGAAAGAAACCGUGCGUAUGAAAAGAUAUUAGAAGUAUUACAGAACCCGAAUAUAUCUGUAUCAGACAUAAAGAUUAAAAUAAAGAAUAUGCGGUCGACAUACCAUACUGAGCAUAGAAAAAUGCAUAAUUUUAAAAUUGAAGGGCAUGAUUAUAUCCCGAGCCAAAGCACGAAGAUUUGGUUUACGAAACUCAAAGAAAUUAUGGAGCAAGUCCAGAAGAACGAAGAGGAAGGAGUAGAAAUUGGAUCUGACAGCGACGACAACCAAGAGACUGUUAUAGAUUGCAUUGACGAGAAUGAAGCUGAUGAUGGUGAUGCAUAUGUAGUUUCUAUUAGACAAGAAUACCUAGAUGAAUUAGAAAAUAGGAACCAGAAAGCGAUGGCAGAUAAUUCUGAAGAGUUUAGCCAACCGCAAAAGAAGUUUGCAAGUACGAGAACAUAUUCGAAACCAGUACAAGAAUGUAAUAGAGGAAUGAAAUUCGAUGAAUUCCAAUUGUUUGCAAACAAUAUGGCGGAGCAACUUCGUACAUUACCAUUAGCCAAAGCUCUAGAGUUACAAGUAGAACUCCAAACCCUUAUCGCAAAGGAACGUAUAUAUUUGUACAAAAAGAACAAAGAAAAUAAUACGGAACGAAUUGAAUAAUUUUAGACUCCUUCAGUACUUAAAUGUUGGAUUAGUUAUAAUUUAAGUAAUAAAGUUAUUUCUUUUAUUU